Messenger RNA from Salvelinus namaycush (lake trout), 3446 nucleotides. RefSeq names its product dihydropyrimidinase-related protein 2-like. Gene Ontology annotation, cellular component: cytosol; cytoplasm. Bases 16 to 1635 code for a protein of 539 amino acids. The record is from RefSeq and is a predicted model, not a curated record. The transcript has 13 exons. Gene Ontology annotation, molecular function: hydrolase activity, acting on carbon-nitrogen (but not peptide) bonds, in cyclic amides. Lineage: Eukaryota; Metazoa; Chordata; Actinopteri; Salmoniformes; Salmonidae.
UGUGCUGACGUCUACAUGGAGGAUGGUCAUAUCAAACAAAUUGGCGAGAACUUGAUAGUGCCCGGUGGGGUGAAGACCAUCGAUGCCCACGGGCGCAUGUUGAUGCCAGGGGGCAUUGAUGUGCACACACGCUUCCAGAUGCCCGACCGAGGCAUGACCUCGGUGGACGACUUCUACCAGGGCACCCGCGCCGCUCUGGCAGGGGGCACUACCAUGAUCAUUGACCACGUGGUUCCGGAACCCGGGGUCAGUUUGCUGUCUGCCUUUGAGCAGUGGCGUGAGUGGGCGGACAGCAAGUCGUGCUGUGACUACUCUCUACAUGUGGACAUCACUGAGUGGCACAAGGGAGUCCAGGAGGAGAUGGAGGCCCUUGUCAAGGACCACGGUGUCAACUCUUUCCUUGUCUAUCUGGCUUAUAAGGAUGUUUUCCAGCUUGCUGACUCUCAGGUCUAUGAGGUGUUCAGUGUGAUCCGGGACCUGGGGGCCAUCGCUCAGGUCCAUGCUGAGAAUGGAGACAUUGUGGCUGAGGAGCAGCGUCGUAUCCUGGAGCAGGGCAUCACUGGACCUGAGGGACACGCCUUGAGCCGUCCUGAAGAGGUGGAGGCAGAGGCUGUCAAUCGUUCUGUGACAGUAGCCAAUCAGACCAACUGUCCCCUCUACAUCACUAAGGUGAUGAGCAAGAGUGCUGCUGAUGUCAUCGCUCAGGCCAGGAAGAAGGGCACGGUGGUGUACGGGGAGCCAAUCACUGCCAGCCUGGGCACAGACGGCUCACACUAUUGGAGCAAGAACUGGGCCAAGGCCGCCGCCUUCAUCACGUCCCCGCCCCUCAGCCCAGACCCGACCACGCCCGACUAUCUCAGCUCCCUGCUCUCCUGUGGAGACCUUCAGGUGACUGGCAGUGCCCACUGCACCUUCAACACUGCCCAGCGCGCCGUGGGCAAAGACGACUUCACCCUCAUCCCCGAGGGUACCAACGGCACUGAGGAGAGAAUGUCCCUCAUCUGGGACAAGUGUGUGGUGACAGGUAAAAUGGAUGAGAACCAGUUUGUGGCGGUCACCAGCACCAACGCUGCUAAGAUCUUCAACCUGUACCCCCGUAAGGGCCGCAUCGCUGUGGGCUCUGACGCCGACCUGGUACUCUGGGACCCAGACGUCACCAAGAUCAUCUCAGCCAAGAGCCACAACUCGAAUGUGGAGUACAACAUCUUUGAGGGUGUGGAGGUGCGUGGCGCCCCCCUGGUAGUGAUCAGCCAGGGUAAGAUCGUCCUGGAGGAUGGGAACCUCCACACCACCGAGGGGUGUGGCCGCUUCGUGGGCCGGAAGCCCUUCUCUGACUACGUCUACAAGAGGAUAAAGGCCCGCAGCAGGCUGGCUGAGCUAAGGGGUGUUCCCCGGGGGCUUUAUGACGGGCCUGUCUGUGAGGUGUCAGUCACACCCAAAACUAUGACUCCUGCCUCCUCUGCCAAGACCUCUCCAGCCAAGCAGGCAGUAGCCGGCGCCCAGCCUGUCCGCAACCUGCACCAGUCAGGGUUCAGCCUAUCUGGUGCUCAAGUUGAUGACAACCUUCCUCGGCGUAACACCCAGCGCAUUGUGGAGCCACCUGGUGGCAGGGCCAACAUCACCAGCCUGGGUUAACCCCUCCCAUUGGCCACCAGGGGAAACGAGGGCUUGAGGAGAGGGGCAUCAGGGACUAGGGGCCAUUCCACCAGGAGCCAAACCAAUUCUCCCCUCCUCAAUCUCUCUCCCCCAUCUGCCGCUCCCUACAUCUCUCCCCCACUCUCUCCCCCGACACCCCACUAUAAAGGAGACACCUAUAAAAAAGAUUUGCCUCAUUUGAAGAAAAAAAGAGACGAAAACAACAGCCCUUAUUUGAGCACUUUUGACUCUAUUAUUUAGUGUUCUCCCUGUACUUUCUUCCUGCCAUGUAUCAUUUAGUUUAGUCAAGACAGUGCAUGUCGCAUUUGUACGGAGGAAGUCCAAUCUGUUUCCGUUCGUCUUUUUUCAUUUUCAAUGUAGUGUAAAUGAAGUAUGGAGACACAUGGGUAACAUGUUCUACAUCAGAUUAGUUGCGCUAACAUUAUGUAUUGAACAAACAUGGAAGAGAUAAGUUGCUUAUGCCUUCCUCAAUAUUGAUCUUUUCCUCUUUUCACUGGUUUGUGUUUGUUCUCUACUGUUUAUACAGCCUUGCCCUCCACUGUGCUUGUCAUCUCCCACACUGUUCAGUACAGCACUGGCUACGAUCAACACAAUUUAUUGACUUGUCCAUUGUUAUUGUUUAAAGCUGGUAGUAUGCUAUCCUCGUCCUCAGGUUACGGGAUGAGGCAUGAGAUUAGUAGUAAGCUGAACCACUGUUGAAAACCUUAAAGUAACUUCUCACUGGUGCACAUCUCAUGUCAUCCCACCAGUAGAUUUGUUUGAAGGAAUAAAUGGAAUGAGAAAACAUGGUCCAUAUUUAGAAGCUGCUGGUGAGCCAGGAAAGUCCAGUAGAUUAGGAGGAGUUUUGGCGGGCGGUGGAUAGAGCGCUGUCUCCCAGGGAGAGGCCUUCAUGGAACUUAACGGCCCAUGAGAGGAGAUGUGACUCAAAUUUAGGAUGUUGGGAGGAGUGUAACCGGGCGGCAGCGAAGGAAGGAAGAUUUGUCAGAAUACUAGGGAAUGCCCAAUUUUUCAUAGCCUCAUUCAACUCACCCUCUUUGCAAGAUGGUGCCACACUCGUACUCAGCUACGCUAUAGUACAGUAUGUGCCAUAUACCUCGCCUGAAGGGGAUUGUAAUCUAUCACUGUAAUGGGAUCUUUGAGAUUCAUACACCAUUUAAUUGACAGUGUUGCAGGCAGCAUCCCUCCCUCUGUUCUAGAAUGUCCCAGUACCAAACAGUACAUUCAGAAGACUGAACGUCUUUCUGCUCCCAGCCUCCUCUUUUUAAUUCAUGCACUCCCCCUUUUCCUUUUUAACUCUUUAUGUGCCUGAACCCACAGAAGUUGUACUGAUAGUUCGAUUUUGUAUUAUUCUUAUUAUGGUAAGAGAAGGAUGUAAGAUAAAAAUGUAAAAUAGCUGAUGUUAACCGAUACAAAGGUGCCAGAUUUUUGUUAUUUCGUAUUCCACUGAUAGUGCUCCUUUAAAAACAAUAAUGCUUACUUAAUAUGUUCUAAUGUUUUAGUUUUUAACUGCUGUUAUAUUUAGUGUCAUUCUGUAAGCUGUGGCCUGAGGCUGAACACUAUUCAUUUGAGCUUGAAAGUAGACCUGGAGUAUUGUAUAUCUAACUAGUGUGCAGUGUUAAUGUGUAAGGGAUGGGACACACACUGGUCCCAGUGCACCACUCCUUGGGUCUCAGACCUGGAGUGCUGGUAAUGGCCCUUUGUUUUGCAUGGUCUGGUUUUCGUUAAGGCAAAGCAGUCUGGCAGCUGUUUUCUACCUUCACUCGCAUGUCAGCGAGAUCCUGGCCUAAAAG